Rhineura floridana is the source of this 939-nucleotide messenger RNA. Its product is annotated as olfactory receptor 10A7-like. The record is from RefSeq and is a predicted model, not a curated record. Gene Ontology annotation, biological process: G protein-coupled receptor signaling pathway. The transcript has a single exon. Gene Ontology annotation, cellular component: membrane. Bases 1 to 939 code for a protein of 312 amino acids. Gene Ontology annotation, molecular function: olfactory receptor activity; G protein-coupled receptor activity. NCBI's taxonomy places the organism in Eukaryota, Metazoa, Chordata, Lepidosauria, Squamata, Rhineuridae.
AUGGAGCGCCAGAACAAAAGUGCUGGAUUUAUUCUCUUGGGGUUUUCUGGAAACCUGGAGAUGCAAGCUUUUCUUUUUAUGUUGUUUUUGACCAUGUAUGGCAUGUCACUGUUGGGGAACACAUUAAUCACUCUAGUUGUCAGGCUUGAUCCUGCCCUUCAGAACCCCAUGUGCUAUUUAAUUGCCAGCCUAUCUUUGGUGGACAUCUGCUAUACAUCUGUCACAGCCCCUAAGAUGCUGGUGAACUUCCUUUCCCAAGAGAAAGGGAUCUCCUUUACUGGCUGUGCUACCCAGCUAUAUUUCCUUCUCUUUCUGGGGACUACAGAGUGCUUUCUUCUCUCUGCCAUGGCAUAUGAUCGCUUCUUGGCCAUCUGCAACCCACUUCGCUAUACAUCCAUCAUGAACAAGCAGCUUUGUGCCUGGUUGGUGGCUGGAUCAUGGGCCAGUGGAAUGGUGCUCUCACUUGGGCAGACAAGCUUAAUAUUUGCUAUGCCUUUCUGCGCAGAUAACCAGAUCAACUAUUUCUUUUGUGACAUCCCUCCACUCUUGAGACUUGCCUGCGGAGACAUAUUCAUAAAUGAAAUCACUGUCUUUAUGGCUGGGAUGUUAAUUACUCUGAUCCCAUCUCUGUUGAUUCUAGGCUCUUAUAUCCAUAUAAUCACCACCAUCCUGAAAAUUACAUCGACAAAGGGUAGGCAGAAAGCCUUCUCCACCUGCUCUUCUCAUCUCAUUGUCAUCACUUUGUUCUAUGGGUCUGCCAGUGCUAUGUAUCUGAGACCUAGAUCUAGCUAUGUUCUUGAGAAUGACAAAUAUCUAGCUCUGCUUUACUCUGUCAUCACCCCAACUCUGAAUCCCAUCAUCUACAGUUUGAGAAGCAAAGAGAUAAAUGAGGCUCUGAAGAGAAGGGUUGCUUCAAAAUGGUUUCUUUUCAAGGUCUGA